This is a messenger RNA of Trametes versicolor FP-101664 SS1, 333 nucleotides long. RefSeq lists its product as uncharacterized. The transcript is spliced from 2 exons. Bases 1 to 333 code for a protein of 110 amino acids. The record is from RefSeq and is a predicted model, not a curated record. NCBI's taxonomy places the organism in Eukaryota, Fungi, Basidiomycota, Agaricomycetes, Polyporales, Polyporaceae.
AUGUCGUCGCAGGAGCAGUCCGCACCGUCCUCGUUCAUGCGCGAAGAGCUCGAGCGCGCCCUCGCGGAGCACUCCUUUGCGAUCUCCAGCUUCGAAGCAAUGUCGUCGUCACCCCUCAAAGCGACCGCCCGAGUAGUUUUGCUGGAAGGGGAUGCUGUCGUUGUGUCACUCACGAGCCGGGGGUAUCAGGUACCACCCAUGGAUCCAGAUCAUGAUGCGGAGACCAUCUUUGAAACGAUAGAGCAACUCUUGCAGACCGUCAGCCCUGGGUUUGAGUCUGCGCAAAGGAGUGCUCUCAUGGCGAAAUUGGAGUCGCUCUCGGACCUUGCUUAA